GGAGUUUGCCUUGCCUGCGUCCCGGGUUUGCCAAGUGCCGGGUGACCGUGGCGGCAACGACGGGAGCGCGAGAAGAGUGGGGGCCGGCGGGGCAGAGGAGCAUCCCGGCGUCCCGGUCCUAGACGGCGUGGCCCGCGGGUCAUGGCCAAAGGAGAGGGCGCCGAGAGCGGCUCCGCGGCGGGGCUGCUCCCCACCGGCAUCCUCCAAGCCAGUGAACGACCGGCCCAGGUGAAGAAGGAACCAAAGAAGAAACAGCAGUUGUCCAUUUGCAACAAGCUUUGCUAUGCAGUUGGGGGGGCCCCCUACCAGCUCACCGGCUGUGCCCUGGGGUUCUUCCUGCAGAUCUACCUGUUGGAUGUGGCUAAGGUGCACCCGUUCUCUGCUUCCAUUAUUCUGUUUGUGGGCCGAGCCUGGGAUGCUUUCACUGAUCCUCUGGUGGGCUUCUGCAUCAGCAAGUCUUCCUGGACCCGUCUGGGCCGUCUCAUGCCCUGGAUUAUCUUCUCUACUCCUCUGGCUAUCAUCGCCUACUUCCUCAUCUGGUUCGUGCCUGACUUCCCACAGGGGAGGGAAAGUUCUCACAGGUUCCUUUGGUACCUGUUUUUCUAUUGCCUCUUUGAGUCACUGGUCACGUGUUUCCAUGUCCCCUACUCAGCGCUCACCAUGUUCAUCAGCACAGAACAGAGUGAACGGGACUCCGCCACUGCCUAUAGGAUGACUGUGGAGGUGCUUGGCACAGUGAUAGGCACAGCAAUCCAAGGACAAAUUGUGGGCCAAGCCAAUGCGCCUUGUCUCCAGGACCAGAAUGACUCUGCAGUGGCCUCAGAAAGUGGCAAUCGCACACAUAGCACCACCUCCCUCAAAGAAACGCAAAAUGCAUACCUGCUGGCAGCAGGGGUCAUCGCCUCCAUCUACGUUGUCUGUGCGGUCAUCCUGACACUAGGUGUGCGAGAACAGAGAGAACCCUACGAGGCCCAGCAGGCUGAGUCAAUGUCUUUCUUCCGGGGCCUUCGACUAGUCAUGAGUCAUGGCCCAUAUGUCAAGCUCAUUGCCGGCUUCCUCUUCACCUCCCUGGCUUUCAUGCUGGUGGAGGGAAACUUUGCCUUGUUUUGCACCUAUACCUUGGGCUUCCGCAAUGAGUUCCAGAAUCUACUUCUGGCCAUCAUGCUUUCGGCCACAUUUACCAUCCCCAUCUGGCAAUGGUUCCUAACCCGGUUUGGCAAGAAGACAGCUGUAUAUGUUGGGAUCUCAUCAGCGGUUCCUUUUCUCAUCUUGGUGGCUAUCAUGAAGAGUAAUCUUAUCAUCACUUAUGUGGUGGCCAUAGCAGCCGGUAUCAGUGUAGCAGCUGCCUUCUUACUACCCUGGUCCAUGUUGCCUGACGUCAUCGAUGACUUCCACCUGAAGCAGCCCCACACCCCUGGCACUGAGCCCAUCUUCUUCUCUUUCUAUGUCUUCUUCACCAAGUUUGCCUCUGGAGUCUCAUUGGGUAUUUCUACUCUCAGUCUGCACUUUGCUGGGUACCAGACACAGGGCUGCUCCCAGCCAGCACAGGUCAAGUUUACACUGAAGAUGCUGGUGACCAUGGCUCCCAUCGUCCUCAUCCUGCUGGGUCUACUGCUUUUCAAGCUGUAUCCCAUCAAUGAAGAGAAGCGACGGCAGAAUAAGAAGGCCCUGCAGGCUCUUCGAGACGAAGCCAGCAGUUCCGGCUGCUCAGACACAGACUCCACAGAGCUGGCCAGCAUUCUCUAGGAUCUGCUGUGCUUCCUGAAGCCACCACACAGAGGGCCUGGGGCACAUGAGGCACUGGGAUCCGUUAGCCCAUGCGCUAAACAGCCAUUCUUCCUGUGCCAAGACGGGGAUCAAGGACUGGAGGGGAGCGGCCCAGGACAUCUUGCUCACUGAAGGGCUGGCCGCUCUGUAGCCUCUGCCUCCCCACAGCCCACCCUCUGGGUCAAGCCCUAGGGCUGCUACUGUGAAUAUGCCAAGGACUGGUCCGGCCUAGCUCGGAACACUAAUGUAGAAACGUUUUAUACAGAGACUAAUUAAUAACUUAAUGACUUAUGUACAUAGUGAUGUGUGUAUAUGUGUAUGUCUAUGCUAUUAAUGUUAUUAAUUUUCAUAAAAGCUGGAAAAACCGA
Molecule: messenger RNA, 2135 nt
Organism: Nannospalax galili (Upper Galilee mountains blind mole rat)
Lineage: Eukaryota; Metazoa; Chordata; Mammalia; Rodentia; Spalacidae
Gene: Mfsd2a
Product: major facilitator superfamily domain containing 2A
Exons: 14
Coding region: 142-1746 (534 amino acids)
Biological process (GO): carbohydrate transport
Cellular component (GO): membrane
Molecular function (GO): lysophospholipid:sodium symporter activity
Source: RefSeq, a predicted model, not a curated record